Messenger RNA from Parasteatoda tepidariorum (common house spider), 1566 nucleotides. RefSeq lists its product as uncharacterized. Gene Ontology annotation, molecular function: nucleic acid binding; zinc ion binding. The record is from RefSeq and is a predicted model, not a curated record. NCBI's taxonomy places the organism in Eukaryota, Metazoa, Arthropoda, Arachnida, Araneae, Theridiidae.
GUUGCUGAUCUGGCAUCACUUCCAUAGUCACCAUUUUAAAAUUUUCCGACGAAUUUGUGGCGUGGAUCCUAGAGGCUUCAACGUGGGAAAUAAUUGUGUAAAGAUACAGGUGAAAUUAUUUGCAAUUUACUAAUUUCCUUCUGAGAAUGAAUUCCAGUGAAUGUUACAAGUGCCAUAAGACGGGCCAUUUUGCUCGUGAUUGUCCCUCUGGUGAUGGCGGUCGUGGUGGUGGUGGAUACCGUGGGGAUUCCCGAGGAUCGUCUAAUAGAGCGUCUUGUUACAACUGCGGCCGCAGUGGACAUUUUGCUCGAGAAUGUCGUGAAUCUGAUAAAACAUGCUAUACUUGUGGAAAAUCUGGCCAUAUUAGCCGCGAUUGCACUCAAGGAGGCGGUGGUGGAGGUAGCAGUGGUGGAGAUAGAAAGAUGACGUGCUACACAUGCGGAAAAUCUGGCCACGCAUCACGAGAUUGCCCAAAUGAUCGCGAUGAUCGAAAAUGCUAUUCCUGCGGAGACACUGGCCACAUCAGCCGUGAUUGCCCCGAAGGUGGAAACGAUCGCAAUAAUGGAGAAGAUACCGUCUGCUACAGAUGCAAUGAGAGUGGUCACAUUGCUCGUAAUUGCCGUAAUAGUCGACCCAACAACAAGUGCUAUUCUUGUGGUGAAGUCGGCCACAUCGCCCGCGAAUGCGAGGCUUAAAUCUGCUACCUUCCCACGUUGCAGCCUUCUGGUAUCAUUCUGAGGAAAAAAAUAAAUGAAAAUAGUCCACACUGAUGCGUAUGAAAGAACAUACCACGAAGUUCUAAAGUGUUUUCCCUUGUUAAGAUGCCUUUUGAUUCUGCUAGAUAAGUGUAAAAUAUCCAUCUGCAGCGGUUUAUUAAAAAAAAAAAAGAACUUUUUAGAAAGACGGGACAAAGUGAACAAGUUUUCACGAAGAGUAUUUUAAGUUUAUUUUUAUCGCCAUUUUGUUUUUAUGUUGAGAACAUUUUUUUUUCAUUCCAAUGUUUACAAUCUGCAGUUGAAUAGAUCCAAAAAGAAAAAAAAUUGAACCUGCAGAUUCUAUUACUUCCAGUUGGCGAUGUUUUUGUGGUAUUUUGAAAUCAGAGUCUAAAAUCCAAAAAAUUAGACUUUUCGUGUAAAACGCUCUCUGGUUCCUGCAUAUGCAAAUAGGCGAAGUAUAUAUUGUACAUCUCUUUGCUGAGGACUGUUUUGAUGAAAUAUAUAUUCAAGGUUGUCAUCAAGGGAAGGAUGCUGUUUAACCUGUUUAAAUGAUUUUUUUUUCUUUGUUUAUCUUGACAAGUGUAUGAAAACUGAAAUUUUUAGCUCUCAAUACAACUAAUAAGUGUGCACUUGCUGUUGUUGCACACUAACUAGAGAAAUGAUUUUAUUCAAAUGCUGACUUGUUUACUCUUAUUGCAAAUAGUGAUUGCCACUCUGUUCUUAAAAAAUAGAUGUUUGAUUAUUAAUUGUUCUGAAAAAGUUUAAUUCAGAUUUAAAAAAUUAUCUUAUUUUUGUAUGCUAAAUGUUACAUCUCUGCGAAUUAAAUAAACUUGCACUUGUUACAAGAAAA